This is a messenger RNA of Pelodiscus sinensis (Chinese soft-shelled turtle), 1328 nucleotides long. NCBI's taxonomy places the organism in Eukaryota, Metazoa, Chordata, Testudines, Trionychidae. The record is from RefSeq and is a predicted model, not a curated record.
UGUCCGGUAUUUUUGUUGAAACCAUCUGGCAACUCUAUCUGAGGCAUCUUCUAAAAGCAGGGAAGUGUUUGUGCUAUGGGGUUGAUACAUGGGGGGUAUGGGCAUAUGAGGAAGGAGAAUGACAUAGGAACAAACAGCAAUGCCAGACUCUGACUUAGAGGCAGCAGAGUUCUCAUAGCCCCUGAGAGAUGAAUCCUCUCCAGUUUUUGUUUAUCUCACCAGGCCUCUGGAGUUGCUGCCUGUUGUGGUGCCUGAAUUGGUAACAUUGCAAACUUAAGGGAAGUCUGACAACCACCAAGAAUAAAACAUAAUGCCUAAUGCAGCUAAGAAGCCUUUGAAAGCCAGGAAAGACAUAAUCCUGCCCACUGAAAUCAAUGGGAGCUUGGCCAUUUACUUCAAUGGGUGCAGGAGUUACUCCCCAGUGCACUGUUAUUUCUUUUUAUCGUUGUUUCCUCCUAGAUAAAGGCACUAGAGUAAAACAGACAAGCCAUCAGCACCAGGAUGACAGGAAGGGCCUGGAGGCUGCUCACAUGUAUGAUGACGUCUUCGAGUUUCCAGUCUAUGCUACUGUGAACAAGCCCAAGAAUGUGAAGCGUGAUGACAGUGUGCACUAUGCAGAUAUCCAGGUGUUCACCAGGGCCCGGGAGCGCUCAGCUGAAGAGGUGAAGAACUUGCAAAUGCAGAACGCAACAGAGUAUGCCACCCUCAACUUCCCCCAUCCUAGGCUGAAAUACGACAGCCGAAAUGGGACCUUGGUAUAAGAAGUGCAGCGGCUUCCUCCAGCAAAAGUGUUUCACAGACAGAAGCGGUAGAUUCAAGCCUGUACCAUGGAUACAUGGGUCUCUCUGAGAAGGCGAAGAGAAGCUGGAUCCUCCAGUUGCAUUUGGUUUUGAAGGACUCUAAUUAUUUGUUGUAACCGAAUAAAACUUUUCACUAGGUUUUGCUGAGAAAAUCCAACUUACCCCUUUGGAAAUAUCAGGGGUGUUUCUGAGGCUGACAGGAGCUCUCCUUGGGCUGCUCCCAGUUGAGUGAAGCAUGAAAUCAUAGCCCGAUGCCAUGAGGAAGGGUUGUUCAUGCCAUGGCAGGAGGACUAGCCAACCACCAUUAUGCAAGCAGAUCUGGAAACCCAGAACAAAGGAUUAGCUAAGUUAGAACAAAUAUUAAGAAAACCCUGUAGCUGUUACAGAAGAUGACAGGUGACAGAUACUGCGAGGGAAUGGAAUAGACCAUGUCACACUAUGCAUGCUUCGAAAACUACACUUGGUAUGCUUCAGACACUAAUCCCAUACCAUGUCCCCAAUGAAGCAAUGUAUUCCCACCAUGCACAG